AAAUUUCCUCGAAUCUAAAACAGAUAUAUGCUGCAAAGUUACACCAUCAAAUACCAAAUAUAAUAGCAAAUAUAAUAAUAAUCUAUAAUACAUUUUUGGAUUAUAAUUAUUGAUACGUUUGUGUCGAUAUCAUUUAAAUGUCAUAUUUUGUAUCAAUAAUCUGAAUUACCAGUAACCAUAGCUAUCAAAUAUACUGUAUGUAGUUCAAUAAAAAGUAUAUUAUUUGCCCCUGGAAAUGUAGAGUACAUAAUACCAUAGGUUUAGUAAAAAAAACAAAUACCAAAGUACAGCAUUUGAGUAAAUAUAUUGAUUUACUCUGCAUCACUGCUCCUCAGGAAUGUUUUCAUUUUGAAUGCAGGGGUUUUAUGUGAAAGAGAAUAUACCUUAAACCAGUCAAAAUACUUUAUUAGUAAAAUACUCUAUUCUCUGGUACUACUCAUCAGCUUAGUACUCUGAUUACUUCUUUACACUGACCGUAUUUCACCAUCACUCUGUGGGCUGUGACUCCACUGUGCACCAGGAGCGGGAGCGUGCCUGCCUGCCUGGGAGCGCGCACCCCGCAAAGCGUCCUUUUCGUUUCCAUGGGAACCACGGACGGCAACAGAGCACGGAGACAGCGCUGUUUGACCCGGACUCCGGUUUUAACUCCUCCAUCUGUCCUUUCACUCCCAAAAAGACGCGUUUCUGGACCUCUAACUAACCCUGGAUCCUGCUGGAAUCCUCCUCCUGAUAAUCCGGGUUGGUUCAGCUGAAUGACCCUGGACGUUUCCUCCUGGGAGAGAUGGAGAAUAGCUUUCAAACACUGCCACCCUCAUCCCUGUGUCCCACCACCUUUGGAGGGUCCCUGUGUCCCACCAACUUUGAAGGGUCCCUGACUUUCUCCUCCUCGCCACUGCAGACCACCUGCAGCGGCCAUAUUUCACUCCCGCUUUCACCUAUUUCCUUCCCCCCGUCCCCUAUCUCACUUUCUCCAGCGACAGCAGAGUCCAUCUUCUCCUCCUCCCCUUUCUCACAGUGCACAGCAUCUCAGUGCCUUGAAGUACAAAACACAGAGGGCCUCAGCCCUACAAACAUAUGUGACCAGGAUGACCUGACCUGCCUCAACUGGCUGCAUCAGAGAGGCAACCUGCUGCCACUGCAGCCCCUACCCAAAAUGGCACCACUGCCUCAGCUAGAAGCCUCCACACCUACCAACCCUCCUCCUGCCUCAUCCAAGCCACCAUACUCCUUCAGUAGUCUGAUUUUCAUGGCAAUAGAAGACUCAGCAGACAAGAGACUUCCAGUUAAGGACAUCUACGAAUGGAUUGUAAACAAUUUCCCCUACUACAGGACAGCCACUGGAGGCUGGAGGAACUCUGUUAGACACAACCUGUCCCUGAGCAAGAGCUUCUGUCGCAUUCAGAGGGACAAGAGCCAGUCAGUGGGGAAGGGAUCGCUGUGGUGUGUUUGUCCUGAGUAUCGGCCGGCGCUCCUCGAGGUGCUUAGGAAGACCCACAGCUAUCACAGCACUAACAGCAAUCUGCUAAACAAGCCUGCACUGUUGGAAGGAGCUGACUAUGUGGUGCCUGCAGUCUGUGACAAUAUUGAAAUCUCAGAUCCUCUUUGUCACACGCUCCUCCUCUCCAUGCCCUCUCCCCCAACCCUGACCACUGAUGAUCCAACUUUUGGUGAAAACCCAUCGUGCCCUUUGACACCGGAUCACGAGGAGCUUGUCACCAUGGAGUCGAUGGAAUACCAGCAUGAGGAGAUCUGCGAGGAGAUGGAAAAGGACCCCCUGUCAGACAGCGGCUACAUCGAGUUACACUACUACCAGUCUCAACAGUUCCAGUACCUGGUGCUGCCUGGUGACACCGAGCUGGACCUGGAGACAGUGGAGAUCCUUCAGCUGGAUGCAGAGGCCCAGGAGGCAGCUGGGUCACUGCUGGACCUGGCUGGUGGUGUAUAUUAAUUCUAUAUCCCAUGUCACGGCCACAACCGAUGCAAUGCUUCAAUCCUCUAUAAGCAAAUACUCCAGCAGAGCAACAUAAAUGGGAUUUAUGUUUGUUCAGAAAUGAUGUUUUGUGAAUUGGCUGCUUCUUCCUGAGACACCAACACUGCCCUAUGUGUAUUUUUGUGUAGUUAAAUAACACCAUAGAUCAACUUUACUGAUGGACUAACAAAACUGUGGAUGGCAUUACUUGUAUCCAGACACUUUCAGUGCAGAAGCUGACUUUACUAUCAUAAUGCCAUACAUUGACUACUCUCAACUCAAGACUUGAGAGCUCAACAUUAAACUGAAAUAUAUGGACAAAAUGAUACUAGAUUUUAAAACUGAAAGGAAAGUAUUAAUAGUGUAUAGUCUUCAACACGUCUUUUUACAGUUUCCACUGUGAUUUUUUAACAAAUAAAGUUCAUUCUCAGGGGUGGAAGUAGUUCUUAGUUCCAACUAGUGUACAAGUUGUGUAUCUUGAUUCAAGUAUGUCCCAAAAAUGAUGUAUACAGAAGAAAAGUACUAGAGUAGCUCUUUUGAUGUAAAACUGACCAGCACACAAACUCACUUCAUGUCUUCCCAACCAGUGCUUCUCAGUUUCUUCCAAGUGGUAACCUUCAUUUCUUUAUAAGAAUGUUUUAAGCACUAUUCAGAUACACUGCUUUACUUUUUAAUUGUAAUCCUAAUUAAUUCCUUUACACCCAUUGCCGUUCCUCAGAUCAUGUUCUCUAAUGUUGAUUUUAUGUACAUUAUGUUAUUUUACUAAUUCCCACUCCCAGAAUGUCUUUGAGGUGAAUGUGAACUUAAAAACCUGGAAAUGAAUUUGUAAGCUAAGCCACCCUGUCUUCAAUCAGGGAGUUGAUUGGACUUUUUAAUUAAAAUGCAAGAUGAACUCACUGCCAUGUGAACCACGUUACAUAUCAAGAUACACUGCAUUUCUGUUCGUUAAUGUAUUUUUUGAAAAGAUCAGGAUUUUGUAAUCUAACAAAUAAA
Hippoglossus stenolepis (Pacific halibut) is the source of this 2962-nucleotide messenger RNA. Its product is annotated as forkhead box protein N2. Gene Ontology annotation, cellular component: nucleus. Gene Ontology annotation, molecular function: DNA-binding transcription factor activity; cis-regulatory region sequence-specific DNA binding. Lineage: Eukaryota; Metazoa; Chordata; Actinopteri; Pleuronectiformes; Pleuronectidae. The record is from RefSeq and is a predicted model, not a curated record. Bases 782 to 1948 code for a protein of 388 amino acids. The transcript has 5 exons. Gene Ontology annotation, biological process: regulation of DNA-templated transcription.